This is a messenger RNA of Arthroderma uncinatum, 774 nucleotides long. RefSeq lists its product as uncharacterized. Lineage: Eukaryota; Fungi; Ascomycota; Eurotiomycetes; Onygenales; Arthrodermataceae. The coding region runs from base 1 to 774 and encodes 257 amino acids. The transcript is spliced from 2 exons. The record is from RefSeq and is a predicted model, not a curated record.
AUGGACGCGCAAAUCGCACACAGGCGAAGAUCCUGGAGGUGGAUUGCUGGGGUCGGAGGGAUUAUCUUCUUUGGGCUAUUCCUCAUAGGUUGCUACUUCCACAACCCCGAGAACAGAUACCAUUAUCCUCGAGCGCUGGACCAGGAACCCAGCUCCUGCAAUCGAAAUAAGAAUGUGACAGGCUAUCGACUCCAGUUCGCACGAUUCGGUCCUCUUCUUUCAGCAUGGCCUCCUGAGAGGGAUUACCGACAUCCCCAUAGGAGUGAUGGCAGCGGCGUCUGGGAGAAAACCGGUGCCAAUGCCGCCGAACUCGACUUUCUCGGACUAGAUCGCUUCACCCAAGUACUUCGGUCAUCGAAUCAAACCGAUGAAGAUGCAUUCAUCCGUAAACUGCGUCUGGUAGGGGGGUUAUGGCGGUCAUCCCAUACAAUCGUAUACCUGGACCCCUUGGACCCGUAUGAGAUGGACCAGUAUCCGUUCAGCGAAUUGGCAGACGGAUAUGAACCAGAACGCCUUGACGGCUCGAUCCUCAACCUAUCCGACCAAACUGAUCGACGGCGGAUAUUGUGUGCCUGGCCAUCGUCUGGUGGGGUGUGGAUUUAUGAGUAUUCAAUGAAUAGUCCGGAUUUAUUCGGGGUUGACCGGCUGGUUGGUAUGUGGAAGAUGGUUGUGACGAUGGAUGAGGCGGCCCAGCUGCUGAAAGACCACGGGGCGAAGUUUUAUGCAAAGCCGGCAGGUUAUCCCUUGUUCGCUGAUCUAUUCAGGACCGGAUAG